AUGGACCAUGGCCCCAAAGAAGGGGACGCUGCCGGGCCGACCGCUGGCGAUGCCGCGCGAGGAAAUGCCGCCGCCACCACCACUGCCGCCUCCUCCUCCUCCGGCGGCGUGGUAGUGCAAGUGCGCGAGAAGAAGGGACCCUUGCGCGCCGCCAUCCCCUACAUGCCGUUCCCUGUAGCCGUCCUCUGUUUGUUCCUCAACACCUUCGUACCUGGACUAGGGACAUUUGUAUCAGCUUUCACAGUGCUGUGUGGAGCCCGGACUGAUCUCCCUGACAGACACAUUUGUUGUGUGUUCUGGUUGAACAUUGCAGCAGCUCUGAUUCAGAUUCUUACAGCAAUUGUGAUGGUUGGCUGGAUCAUGAGUAUAUUUUGGGGGAUGGACAUGGUCAUUCUUGCCAUUUCACAAGCAGAGCGGAGGUGUAGAUCAGCAGAGAGUGACCUUCACUGA
Molecule: messenger RNA, 450 nt
Organism: Protobothrops mucrosquamatus (brown spotted pit viper)
Lineage: Eukaryota; Metazoa; Chordata; Lepidosauria; Squamata; Viperidae
Gene: STUM
Product: stum, mechanosensory transduction mediator homolog
Exons: 4
Coding region: 1-450 (149 amino acids)
Source: RefSeq, a predicted model, not a curated record